AUGUGCGGAGCCGCGCGAGGGGCUGGCGCAGAAACGAGCAGCAGGCGUGUGCUGCACGCGGCGCCCUCCAGGCGAGGGCAAGCAGGCCAGGGAGCCGCCCUCGGCAGGUGCGCGGCGCGGCAGGCCCGCGCGGCCGCCGGGCACGCACGCGGCCGCACGCCGCUCCAGCGCUUGGACCUCGCGCGGCCAGGCGCGCCGGCUCCCUUCCCGUGCAUCCGGCGAGCGGCCUCCGCGUGCGUCACGCGUGGCUCCAGCCGCGCGCGUGCUCCCAGCCCUCGGCGUGCCCAGGCCACGCCUUCGUUCGUGGCAGCGUGGUCUGCCGAGGCCAGCGUGCGCGGGGCCUCUGGCACCGUUGGCCGCUAG
This is a messenger RNA of Prorocentrum cordatum, 363 nucleotides long. The record is from the annotation of a GenBank genome assembly. Lineage: Eukaryota; Dinophyceae; Prorocentrales; Prorocentraceae.